UCUUGUCCUCGUGUUUACAAUCGUGUUCAACAUGUUCUCCAGGGCUGUAUUUAGGCACUUCACCUCGCGCCCUCCGCAGGACUUCUUCAUCGUGGCCUCCCUCAAGGUAAAGAAGUUGCUAAUUAAGAGAGUGUGUUUGCCUGUUUGCACCUCACCUGUCUGCCUGCCCGCCGCCCGCCGCCCGCCCAGAUGUGCCCAGCCGCCUCCAGCACUUCCAGUAGCAGCAGAAGAUGGUGCAGCACUACUACCACCACCACCACCAGAGCGAGCACCCCCCACCUGCCCUCGACGCCCCCCAAACACAGGAGUGACGGUGACGGUAUGUAACGGCCUGCCGCAGCUCACAGUGCCGCUUCCCUCCCGCAAUGACCGCUGCCGCUUCACUCUCCGCCCCGUCACCCACACCGUGCAGGACCUCGUGGAUCAGCUCACCCACGAGGACCACGGCAUUGACAGGGUUGUCCUUAGAACCGUAGAUGGCACGCGCAUUUCCUCCUCCGACAGCAUCGAGUCUCUACUGAUGAACGACUUCGACUUGAUCAUCAACGACGUGCGGUACAGAGUGGAGGUGCCGUCGGGACAGAAGCUCACCCUGGAGGAGCUGAGUGACAUGGGAGAUGUGAGGCAGCUGGUAAACAAGCUGUACAUGGCUCUCAAUGUGGACCAGCACCAGAUUAUGAAGGAGAGGGACAUCCUGGCUCAGAUUGAGGACCUGAAGACACAGCUGGCUCCUCUUGAAAAGAAACGUGAGGACCUAGUGAAGGCAGCAGAGCGCCGUACCACCAUCCUGGCCUGGGCUGGGCUGGGAUACAUGGCCCUGCAGUUUGGGUUUCUGGCCAGACUGACUUGGUGGGAAUACUCCUGGGAUAUCAUGGAGCCUGUCACUUACUUUGUCACCUACGGCACGGCGAUGGGAGCUUAUGCUUACUAUGUGCUGACGAAACAGGAAUUCCUGUUACCUGACGUACACGACAGACAGUUCCUCCUCUGCUUCCACAAGAAGGCCAAGAAACUGGGACUCAACGUGGAAAAGUACAACAUGCUCAAGAACCGUCUGGCAGAGCUCCACAAGGACUUAGACAGGCUACGAGAUCCCCUCGCCCUCAACCUACCUCACUCCAUGCUGAAAGAACCACGGACCUCCAAGGCACCCCUCGCUAAGGCCCAGAAGACCAUCAAGAACCUGCUGGGGCUGCGGGAAGACAAGUAGCUCAGGCAUCUGCUCUGGCCCAGGAAACAAUAGCCAGCUGCACAGUGUUCCUCGAGAGCCCGAGUGGUGAGGUGGUGUGUUGUGGAGUCCCUUCCCUCAGCACGGCGUCACCCACCUCACUUGGUUUGUGGGGAUGAUAAGAGAUUAACUGCCAAUUUUGAUAACUUUCCAAUGAGCUUUGCCGUGUUAGUGGUGUCCGAGGGAGAGAAUGUUUGUUGGACGUGUACUCGUAUCUUGUGGAAAAACAUUAUCUGCGACACGAUCGAUACUUAGUGAAAUGUUAUCGCAGAAAGGGUGCGACCAGUUAUUUCGUUUGAAAUUAUUGAAUGCUAUAAUUAGACAGACAGCCCCACCCCCACCAGAAGAAAAGAAAAAAACUCGUACUUGUUAUAACAUGAUAAAAAAAAAAAGGUUUAAAAGUGUCAUAGAUAUACACGUAAGAUAUUCAACACACUAUAAAUUAACGCGCAACCAAAACACCUUCUGUCAUACAUAAAUUAUAACCUAACAUCCUGCUACAUGAACACACCAAAUCAACGAUAGCAACAGGGAACUACUACCACUAUUACUACUACUAUUACUACUACUACCACUAUUACUACUACUUACAUUAAGGACAUUUUAGAUCUUUCAAUACACUACAUUUUAUCAGGAGUACUUGGAAGGGAAAAUAUUAAAGCCAUGGGACAUUGUGAGGUGAGUAAGGGGAGGGAGGUGAGGGAGGGUGUGCGGCCGCCACUCGUCACCUCAGUAGGACCACCGGGAGUCACCUCAAGGAGUAGCCGGCCAGUCAGGGAGGAGGAGGAGGGAAUGACCCGCAGCCUUCAACCUGGGAAGAAAUCAAAGAUGUGUAUCAAAAAGCACAAAUGUAUUUAUCAUGUAUGACUUGUUAAACCCUCAAGUAUAUACACAUGCGCACAUACACACAUACACACACCCCUCCCGUACACUACAACUAGGUAAAUACAACUAGGUAAAUACACUGACUUGUUAAACUGUCAGAUAUACACACAAACACACAUACACACUCACUGACUUGCUAAACACACACACACACACACACACACACACACACACACACACACACACACACACACACACACACACACACACACACACACACACACACACACACACACACACACUCACACACACACCCACAUACACACCAUUAAUAACACUUAUACACACACACACACACACACACACAUAUACACACACACACACACACACACACAUACACACACAUGCAUACAUAUAAUCUUGAGGACAUGUAAACGCUUAACAUGAUCUUGCUGCUACAUACAUACAUACAUACUGUGGAAUGUUUCUAUUAAUCUGUUUAGGUUAAUUUUAUAUCUAGUAUUAAGUCCUUAAGUCAUGAGUGAGGACGGUCCCAGCCUCCUCCCUGCUUCUCUUUCAUAUUAUUGUGUCGAAUUGCAGCCCCCAGUGACAACCCUUGAGACUUAGAAACAAGUAGACAGAUGACAGGUAACCAUAAACAGAUAGGUAACAAAAAAUGUGCUAUCAGAGAAAUAAAUUAAUCAGAAAAAAUAAUAAAUGGAUAAACAGACAAACAGGCAAUAAAAAAAACAUGCUUCUGGGAAAACAAAUGAAUUAGAAUGAGUAAUAAAUAGGUAAAUGGGCAAAAAUAAGUGCUAUUGCUAUUUACUAGUGGAAAAUUAAUAAAACAAGUAGUAAGCAGAAUAAAGAAAUAAAAAAAAAUUUGCAACUGGAAAACGCAUGAAUCAAAAUAAAGAUGAGAGUAUAUAAAGAAAGUGGGAAGAAAUAUUAAGUAGUAGAAUCAAUAAUGGUGAUGUUAAAGUGUCUUCAUAAAUUUUGGGUGAUUGGUCUAGACUCUCAGUUGACAGUGAGAGAAUUAAAGACUAAUUGAAGUGUUGUCGUAACGUUCUGACAGACAAAUGGAUAAAGUAAAGUUAUUAUUGGAAUUGAUGUGAUGAAAGAUAAAAACAUAAAAUUGAUGUACUAAUCACAAUGCUCAGAGAGAUGUAAAGAUAAGUUAAAAUAUCUGGCAAUCAUAAUAAUAUAAGAUAAAAAAAUUAUAAAUUGAUGUUCUGAGAGAAAAGAUGAAUUAAUGUUUUCAGAGAUAAAAAAAAAAAAAAGAAACUGAAAUGCCUGGUUGUCACGAAAUUCCAAAAUAGAAAUAUAGACGAAAUUCCAAAAUAGAAAUAGAAAUUGAUGUUCUGAGAGAUAAAAAGAUGGAUUAGAAUGCUUGGUUGUCACAGUAUUCUCAUGUAAGAAGAUAAAUUGAUGUUUUGAGUGACUAAAAGAUUAAUUGACAUUUUACAAAAUGAAAAGAUGAAUUAAAAUGUCUGGUUCUCACAAUAUUUUGAGAUAAGAAAGAUGAAUUGAUGUUUUGAGGGAUAAAAGGAUAAAGUGAAAAUAUAUAGUCAUUCCGAAGUUGUGAGAGAAAGAAGACGAAGUGAAGCAAGUAAGCAGAUAAAUUGAAAAUGUACCAAGUAAAAAGAUAAAUUGAAAACGCCUAGCAAUCCCAGUCUGAGAGAAAGAAGGCGAGCAGAAGCAAAUGGUCACACAAUACAAAGAUAAACUGAAAACUCCUGCAAAUAUCUGAGAGAAAGAAGACAAAGUGAAGCAAGUAAACAGAUAAACUGAAAACACUCAACUAUCCCAGUGUUCCGAGAGAAAGAAGACAGACAGAAGCAAGUAGUCACACAAUCCUGCGUUAAAAUAGCGGCUCCUGACUCACCGGACAUCCCUCUAGCUAGACAUACACUGCUCAUAGCCCCGAGACAUCUACCACUUCACCAACAAAUAGUUUGACAAUGUGUCUUCCUAACGAGGUGGGUCUGUGGUCCGCCAGUGGUCCCAGCGGAAGGGUUGAUGGGACCCCGGACAGGAACGGUUUACUUUUGAGCCCCGCGACCCUUGAACCCUGAACCCUGAACCCCCAGUGAGCUGAUCCCUCAAGCAUCGACUGCUGUCCAUUCAGUUCACCUCCAGUUUAAGCUUGUACUGCUUUUUGGCAUAUUCAAAGCGUCGCACUUUUUACUCGCAUGACGUUCGUUGUAGGUUAGUCAAGGUCGGUUGGUUGGUUCUGAUUGAAAGUUUAUAUUCUUCUAAUCUGGUAAUGUUUCUUGAUAUAUUAAAACAAAUAGGGAAGGUUUCCGCAUGUGGUGUUGACGCCUCACUUGUAUAUUUAUUUUAUUUUUUCAUUUUUUUUUCCCUCUCUCUGUCAGUCCCCUGCCGAGAUAGCUCCCAAUGAUGAUGAUGAUGUCACUGUUUUUUUACCUCCAGCGUCAUAAAUUGUUACUUAUUGGUAGUGCCCUAAAGUUGAAGGGGUCAGAACAAGGGUGAUACGAUUAUUACCAUUACUUUUGUAUUACUGGUUGUUAAGGCUAGUCUUUCAUAUACGCCAUUGGUUGAUGUUUGCUAAUAAGUAGCUGGUUUUUAAACAUUUUUAUAGUGUUAUCUGAAUAGAACGGAACAGACAGAGUUUAGCAAUACAUAUUUUAUAACAAGAUAGUUGGUUGACCCAUUGGCUAUAAUUGACAUUUUUAUAUAACCUCCAUUGCCAUUUACAAUCUAUUCUCAAUUCUCUAUAGUGUAUCAGAUUCUCAUCCUCGACUUCGAUAGUUAACUUUAUCUAAAUAUAAUUCCUAUUUAGCCUUCUACAUCUACCAUUAUAGGCACUCAUUCCUCUGCCAUUAGCUUGCCCUUGUAUACACAGAAAACUUGAUGUACAGGUGUGGCCGGCAGCUCCCACACAUUUCAGUUAAAAAAAAGAUACAUAGUUAUAUUUUCUGAUGAAUUCACGUUAUAGAUCUAUUUUGCAGGACACGAAUGUGUUGAUCUUGUUAUGCGUUGUUGUGGUUAUUGGGGAAUUAUAUCUUGUUAUUAUUAGAUAAGUAUACCAAGACUGCACAUAUUUGCCACUCAUUCAGUUUUCUUUUUCAUAGUAAGAAAGAGAAUGAUUAAAAAAAAACCUGAAAGGAAUACUGAUAAAAAAAAAAUCUUCCGCUAAUUGCUACGUCCUAUUCCCUAUUACUCUUAAGGACAAAAAACAUCGAUAGAGAACACUUUCAUGCUGUUGUAAUUAAUCGUAAAUCGAAAACCUCCAAAUACACAAAUAUUCACUAGCUUUAACCAACAUUAACACUUACCAUAUCAGCUCUAGACAUAGGUGAGAGGAAGGACAGUAACACAGCAUAUUUUUUGGUUUAGCUUCAGGUUUUCUGUGUAUAUAUGUACAUGUAACCAAUACUAACUAAUCACUCCUUCCUCCCAGUCCUCUCUUGUCCCUGCCUCUGGGAAUCUAGAAGUGUGAAUCAGGCUACAUUGUUUCCCUAUAUUUCCGUCUCCCCUUCCUGCAUACCACUCAGCUAGUGUCUAGCAAAAAUUAGUGCGGAUUUCCCCCAUGGUUCAUAAGCCCAAGCCCUGUGCCGGCCUCGUCUUACUAGUGAUCAUCCCUUCUGAGUGACAAUCAUCUAGUCAGGUGUCCGUGGCGCCCUGCCAAGGAACACAGAGUCUGUCGGCGUAUCUCAAACCGUUUCUUUUCACGCCUUCAUUCACUGCUUGGAAGGAACGGACAUGUUGUUGCGCCUUCCUUACAUACCCCCUACCCCCACCAAGUCGUCAGUCCCACAAAGCUUGUCAAAUUUCUGCCUGUUUUGAGGUCCGUGUCUUGUGGUGAGGUGAGGUUAGGUGGUAUCCAUCAGGCCAGGGCAGUGCUGGCUUAUGGUGCUUGUUGGGUGUGGCGUGUUGCUCUGUGCUGGCCCAAGGAUCCCUCUUUUUCUGCCUCACUCACAUAAUGCGUAAUAGGAGAAAAAUUAAAAACUGAAUAUUCUCGCCAUGAACAAACUGCCUGGGUGUUUCUUUCAUCUUUUCAGGAAUAGAUGAGAAACCAGUAAUAUUUUAGCUCUCAAAAUGAAAACCAGUCCAAUAUUUUAGUUCCUAAGGUGAAAAUCAAGUGAAUUUUGAUGACUUUUAAACCUCACAUGGCCAGAACAUGACAAAAAGCAUCUACAUAUAUAUACAAACACACAACACACUGCACUAAAAAUCUAAACAAAAAUCGUUAAAUGAAUUGGGUGGUUUGUUUAUGAGUGACAAUAUUUCACUCACGCUGCCCUGUAGCCUUCCUGUGGCGGGACUGACGACUGGCAACCCUAUUUGGGAUUCCUGCCAUUUCCUUUCAUUUCUGUAUCCUGCGCUGUUCUCUCUCGCUCUCUGCUGCUACUGAUUUAUCGCGUUUCAGUUUGUAAUUGGUGUUAUAGAAAAAUUGGAUUGCUUUUAGGUAUUAUUUGAAUGUGAGCCUCCCUCGUCUCUCAAGGGCACGAGAGAGUUCUUUUUUCUCUGAUUUAUGCAUUACAGUUUGCGUUUAGGGGUUAGCGUUGUGGUGUGUGCCAGCAGUGAUUGCCUCCAAGGUGUGGCUGUUGUGAAGGGUGAGCUGGUAAAGAGCUCGCUCUUUACGUGUGAUUUAGAGAUGAAUUAGUGAGUUCAUGGGAAACGCACAUUUUCCUGCUUGAGAUUUGUGGCAUUUUGAGUAUGACAUAAAUAUCUCUUUCGCUUAUCCUUAUUAUUUUUUAUAGUCUGCUUUUAUUUUACUGUAGAGACUUUUUUUUUAUCAAUUUAUCAACUUUCAUUUUGGUUUAUCGUCCUGUUUCUAUUGUUUAGGGACUGGUAACCUCACUGGGCCUUUUUUCAACCCUUCAUUUACCCAGUGCCCUUCACAAAAAAUAAAUAAAAUAAAUAAACAGGAUAAAUACAUGACUCAUCUGUUCAUAAACAGAUUCUUUAGUUGAUCUCAGCCUGAAGAAAGAAGAAGAGAGAAACUUGAGAAAGAGAGCAAGUUUGAAUUAAUGUCAGCUGUAUGAUGCCACAAGAAGUAUCUCCAAAGUGUGUGUUUCCUGUGAAUGCUGCCAGUUGCCUCCAUCCUGCGUGUGUUUCUGGUGAAGGCAACGGUUUUAAAAGAUAAUCUAACUCAUUUUUCCUUUUUUUUUGUCUUUAUGUACGUAUGUUUGUGUUGUCCAGAUUUUUAUUCCCAUCUGUCCGAGUGUCAGGUGAUGGCACGGCUUGAUUACUUCUGUGUCUCGGCUGGCUGGCUGUUGGUGUGAUGUGAUCUUAUUUUUAACACGUGAACCCAAGCAAAUCCUGGGCCAUUUUCAAGUCAGGCAAACACACACACACACACACACACACACACACACACACACACACACACACACUGCUUACUGAUGCUGCAAUGAACAAGGCAUCUUAUGUUAGAAUUAUCCUGGCAGUGAACCCUCAGAUUAUUCUGGAAAGAAGGCUAUAUAGUUUAUUAUGCUGAAGAAUUAGUUCUACUUGAGUGCCAUAACAGAAAGGUCUUUUAGCAAACUCAGGUCAUUAGAGGAGUCAUUUGGCAAUGUGUAUUUAACUAAUGGUUUACUCCGAUUUUUAACGAUGCUAGUGCAUCCAACAAAACAUUAUUUCGCUAAAUACAAUGUUCGUUCAAGAGGUUCUGAUGAGUUCGUUGUAUUUUUGCUUAUAAAGAUCUAGAGUUUGUUAAUUGCAAGGCUUGUUUGAUAAGUUAGAUGAGCUUAAAGUAUUCACUACAGCUAACUUUCCCAAUAUUGAGGGUAUACUGUCCUGUAUACAAUACUACAAGUACUACACACCUUCGCUUACCAGCUUCUGUUGUAACCUAAGCUAACUUAACCUCACCCAUGUUAAUUUAUACAGUUACCACCACGUUUGUCUACCUAAUUCAUCCAUGACAUGCAUACAUACAUACAUAUUCAAAUAUCUCAGAGAAAUACAUAUACAAGGUGUCCCAGUUAUUCUAAUACUUUUGGAGACUAAUUUUGAGAAUUAUUCCAAGCAUUUUUUUUUUCUUCUUUGAUAAAAAUUUGUAUCGUCAACCAUUGAAAAGUUAUGUGAUUAGAUUCGAAAAAUUCAUCUCGUCAGUUUUUGUCAUAAAAGAAAAAGAUAAUUAAACUAUAAAAUUUACGUUCUUAAAUUUUACCAUAGCAAAAAUGUUUAAACCCUGAAUUCAUCAUCAUAAUCUUUGUCGUAGAAGAAAAAGAUGUUUAUAUUGAUCCAAAAAUUCAUCAUCUUAAUUUAUAUCAUAGAAGAAAUGAUUAAGCCGCAAAUAUUCACCGUCUUAAUUUCAGUCUGUUCUUGGACACCAUGUACAGAACCAGUGUGUUAUCAAAGGACACUGCUAGGAUUUGUUAGGGUGCAUGUUUUCAUUGCUGCUGCUGCCGUGGCCUGGUCAGUGCCGGCGCCAGGUGAAGGAGGGCACAGUGCCACACUCCAAGGGGCCCCAGAAGUGUGGGCAACCUUCCACUCUUCUGACCUGGAAACACUCAAAAUUAUCUUCACUUUUUAGGCGGUGUGGCUCCUGUGUUUCUGCAUUUUAUUUCAUUAUUUUUUAUUUAUUUAUUUUUUCUUUAUCUUUAUGACGAUUUCUGAGUUUUUUUUAUUUGUUGUUUUAUAUUUAUUUGUUUAUUUUAUUUAUUCAUUUAUUUUAUUUUCUGCUCUAUCCUUGUGACGAUUUUUUUUUUUUUCGUAUGUUAUGAUGUGUGGAAUACAUGAGUGAUAUACAUGAAAGAGAAAAGGUCUCACUUAAUUAAUCAUAUGCCUUCCUAAUGUAUUCUUAUUGUAUUUUCUUUAACAAAAAAAAAAAAAUGUGUGAUUCUUUUAAGUUAUGAUUUAUUGUGUAUCGAAAAAAGAAAACUUCGCUAUUUUUUUUUUCGAUUUUUCUUCUCUUAUUGCACAAAAACCGUUAUCUUUUUACAUCUAAAUUAAAUAAUAAAAAAAGUAUAUACCUUUUGUUUUGGUUCAUAAAAAAAAAAGUAAUGGAAUGAAAUAAAUGAAUAAAACUUUAUGCUCCUGUAAUAUAAUGUAAAAUAAAACUUGUUAAGCAUUUGUAA
This is a messenger RNA of Scylla paramamosain (green mud crab), 9105 nucleotides long. RefSeq names its product calcium uniporter protein, mitochondrial-like (gene MCU). The record is from RefSeq and is a predicted model, not a curated record. Bases 32 to 1210 code for a protein of 392 amino acids. The transcript has 8 exons. Gene Ontology annotation, biological process: calcium import into the mitochondrion; mitochondrial calcium ion homeostasis. Gene Ontology annotation, molecular function: calcium channel activity; uniporter activity. Lineage: Eukaryota; Metazoa; Arthropoda; Malacostraca; Decapoda; Portunidae. Gene Ontology annotation, cellular component: mitochondrial inner membrane; uniplex complex.